AUGACGCAAAGUUUUGCGAGCAGACCACAACUUUCUAAGACUUUGUCCCCGGCUGUUCCGUCGAAUCAGACGCGUUUCUAUCAGCAUUGGUAUCAGAAAAAGAGCGGAUGGAGAUACUACAAGUAUCAGUACUACGACAGAUUCAACCUUCCAUCAGAGAAUGCGAUAUAUGCGCUUAUUGCUACAUUUGUGGGGGUGUAUGCUCUUAAGUCGUUUGUGCCCGGGUUUCCAGAUCUGUCAUACAGUAAAGACAAAUCUUUCAUUUACCUCUUCACAUCAUCUUUCGACCAUGCAGACCUCGGCCAUCUUUUCACCAACUGCUUUUUCAUAUAUUUUAUGGGAAGCAUGUUCCCCGCUAGCAUAUCAGCAGCUACGGUUUUCGCGAUCUUCACGCUAGGCGGUGCCGGUGGCUCGUUUCUGUUUGAGAUGUACUCGAGCUAUCAGGCUCGUCGUGCGCUGGCCAAAGGUAAUAUUCUGCGAUACAACAUGGAGCAAAGAAGUCGGAGCUGCGGCGCCAGUGGUGGUAUCUUCUCCUUGCUGGCCCUUGAGACUUUGAUGGCUCCAUUCCGACCAAUUUUGUUCAUGGGAAUCGUCCCAAUGCGCAGCUGGGUUUUCUUUGUCGGAUUAGUCGGACUCGAUUUUGCCCAGGUGGUUUAUAAGGAGAUCAGAUCAGAGCAAGGUUACCCGCCGUCUGGCCGACAGAUUGGAAACGGUGCCCAUAUCGGUGGUGCCUUUAUGGGCCAUGUGUUUUACAAUCUGGGAAUUAUGAGACUGAGAAGCCGUACAGUGCGAGAUGAGCUCGAGGAGAUAGACGCAUCUAACAUUUGA
Molecule: messenger RNA, 828 nt
Organism: Myxozyma melibiosi
Lineage: Eukaryota; Fungi; Ascomycota; Lipomycetes; Lipomycetales; Lipomycetaceae
Exons: 3
Coding region: 1-828 (275 amino acids)
Cellular component (GO): membrane
Molecular function (GO): serine-type endopeptidase activity
Source: RefSeq, a predicted model, not a curated record